Messenger RNA from Tachyglossus aculeatus (Australian echidna), 1949 nucleotides. RefSeq names its product retinol dehydrogenase 12-like. NCBI's taxonomy places the organism in Eukaryota, Metazoa, Chordata, Mammalia, Monotremata, Tachyglossidae. The transcript is spliced from 8 exons. The coding region runs from base 400 to 1350 and encodes 316 amino acids. The record is from RefSeq and is a predicted model, not a curated record.
ACAGCAACAUGGAAAAUUACAGAAUGUGACCGAAAGAUAUAAAAUUCUUGCGGCUUAACCCAAUAAACAGUCUCCUCGUCCGCCUUGAGACUCGCCUAGGCCUGCGUUCUUCCAUUGCGAGUGCCCGUCUCCCCACCGCGCUGGACGCGUGGACGGCAACGCUGGGAGCCCCACGUGGAACAACCCGAUCACCUUGGAUCUCCCCCGGAGGUUCGAACAGUGCUUGGCACAGAGCUCCUCCAGGACUCCUCCGGCUCCCAGAUUUAGAUCUGAUCCUGGGCUGGGCUCGGUCGCUUGGAGAUUAGCCCUUAAGAACAGGAGGAACAGGAUCAGCCCAGGGAAAGGAGCAGGACGAACCGGAGGAGCGGCCACCGCCGGAGCGAGGACGGAGGAGCAGAGAUGAUCGGCACCCUCGGCUUGGUGGCCAUCCUGGCUUUGCUUCUGUACAAGGCAGCUCCCUACGGCAGGAAGUAUUUUGCAGGAGGAGUGUGUAGGUCGACGGCGCGGCUGCACGGGAAGGUGGUCGUGAUCACGGGAGCCAACACCGGCAUCGGGAAGGAGACGGCCAAAGACCUGGCUCGGAGAGGAGCCCGGGUGAUCAUCGCCUGCCGGGACGUGCUGAAGGGCGAGUCGGCGGCCAGCGAGAUCCGAGCCGGGACGGGGAACCAGCAGGUGCUGGUGCGGCGGCUGGACCUGGCCGACACCAAGUCCAUCCGGGCCUUCGCUGACCGUUUCCUGGCCGAGGAGAAGCAGCUCCACAUCCUGAUCAACAACGCGGGAGUGAUGAUGUGCCCCUACUCCAAGACCGCCGAUGGCUUUGAGAUGCACCUGGGAGUCAACCAUCUGGGCCACUUCCUCCUGACCCACCUGCUGCUGGGUCGCCUGAAGGAGUCAGCCCCGGCCCGGGUGGUGAACGUGUCUUCCCUGGCCCACAUACUGGGCAAAAUCCGCUUCCACGACCUGCAGGGAGAGAAGCGCUACAGCGGCAACCUGGCUUACUGCCACAGCAAGCUGGCCAACAUCCUCUUCACCCGCGAGCUGGCCCGGAGGCUUCAAGGCACCGGAGUCACCACUUACGCGCUUCACCCGGGCCUGGUCCAUUCCGAGCUGGUCCGGCAUUCGCUUCUCAUGUGCCUGGUCUGGAGACUCUUCUCCUUCUUCGUCAAGUCAUCCCAAGAGGGAGCCCAGACCAGCCUGCACUGUGCCGUGGCCGAGGACUUGGAAUCCCUGAGCGGAAAAUACUUCAGUGACUGCAAACGGGCCCCCGUGUCAGCUCGGGGUCGGAACGACGCCACGGCCCGGCGCCUCUGGGAGGUCAGCUGCGAGCUUCUGGGAAUUCAGUGGGAGUAGCGGCCGGAGGAGGAGCGGAUCCCGCCGGCCCGAGCCCACCGGGGUCAAAGGAGACGGCGGCGGGACGCUGAAGGCCGGGCUGGAGCUGCUGGUCUGCCUCCCCAAGCCAACCCUCCCUCUCUGAAACACCCGGGAUCCCGGAUCCCGUCUCCUCCCUCCUUCCCAGUUCUCCGGCGUUCAGGGAUGCUACUGAGGUGAGCACGUCCCGGCCCGAUUUCUUCCCGAAUUUCGGGGAACUCCUCGUUCCGGUACGGGCCUCUCCGAGGGAUGGUCACGGCGGGGCCGCGUGGAACGUCCGUCCACCGUCGUCUCCCACUCCCAUCGCCGGUGGCUCCCGCCAACCGAGGGUGGCUUCCAGGAGCGACAAAAGGCAACCACCCUGGCCACCGGCCAGGAGAUCGGAGCCUGUUGGGCUGAGGUAGGGGCCAAUCCCAGCUUUAAAGUCACUGCCCGCUGGGAUCCUUCCAGAAUCAGAGCCACAGUUCGACUGCUUCCUCUGAGCAGCGAGGAGGAGUCGCCGCGGUGAAGACGGACUUCCUUGCUUUCCUAAACCACGAAAUCCGCAGGGGGAAGAAAAUAAAGGCCGAAUGGGAACUUUU